AUGCCCUCCCCGCUCACGGCUCUGCCCAACUGCUCCCCCUGCAUUGGGGAUUUCGCAGUGCAUCCAGGGGACUGGCCGCGCGUUGGGUCGGAGAGCGCCCUUCCAGAUGACGUGCUGCUGGGACUCUGCUGGGAGGACCCUGCCUUCACUCAGUGUUCUGCUCUCUCUGCUCCUCCACCCACCCAGCCGCUCGUAGCACUGCCAGCGUCAAUGCCCUCCCCGCUUGCUGCUCUGCCUGGGUCUGCCCUCGGGAGCACGAGCAGCUGCGUUGCAGUGACGCGUGCUGGGGAUGCGAGUGCCUCGCAGGAGCUGGAAUACCUGGAUGCGUGCAUUGGCAUGCUUGGCAAUGGAAACAACAGCAAUGACAGCAACGGCAACGGCUGCGGUGUGCUCUUUCUCAACACUCCCAUGGCUCACGUGCUGCUGGGUGGGGGUUCCCUCGCCCACCAACAGGCGCUGGCACCCACAGCCCCUCGUGCUGCUGGGGCAGCCCCUCGUGCUGCUUGUGCAGACCUGCCUGAAUGGGCAGUGGAGCAGGGAGGGGCCUGGGAGGGAGGUGCUGAGCCGCACCUGUGCCAGUACGAGCAGCUGAAGGGUUGUGAGCGUGGAGAGUUUGAGCGCAUUCUCCCCCCCCAACAGCUGCUGCAGCCGCUGCGCCUAACUCCCUUUCCGCCAGCCCAUUCUCAACAUCGAGUCCCCCAUGCCAUCACCAGUCCAUUGAACACGCUUUCGAACCCAAGGGACUCGCACAUGCGAGCUCCCAUACAGCCACGCCCAGCCAUGCUGCAGCAGCCCUUCCCCACCGGUGGUGCUUCAUCUGCCCUCUACCAAGUCCAUGGUUCCUCCGGUGCCCGGCGUUGCCUUUACUCUGAGAGUUGA
Messenger RNA from Closterium sp. Yama58-4, 879 nucleotides. The record is from the annotation of a GenBank genome assembly. Lineage: Eukaryota; Viridiplantae; Streptophyta; Zygnematophyceae; Desmidiales; Closteriaceae.